Messenger RNA from Physcomitrium patens, 1263 nucleotides. Its product is annotated as 3-isopropylmalate dehydratase small subunit 1. Lineage: Eukaryota; Viridiplantae; Streptophyta; Bryopsida; Funariales; Funariaceae. Gene Ontology annotation, molecular function: hydro-lyase activity. The record is from RefSeq and is a predicted model, not a curated record.
CUUUCUACUUGCUUGCUAUUUCUCGUGAGCCUUGAAUUGUUGUUGUUGUUGUUGUUGAGGUGAAAUUAGGGAUAUCGUUGCUGAAUUGCCGGGGAGCGGCAUGGCUACGGUCGCACUGGGACAACAGGCUGGGCCUGCGAGCUCAGCCAUCACCUCGUCGUUCGCUUGCUCUUUGCACCGGGCCUCGCUACGCUGUGUUUCGGUGCCAUGCUUCACACAAGGCGUUGCCUGCGCGGGGAGUGCCCUGUGGGGCCUUGCGUUGCGGCUUGAAGUGGAGAAGCAGAGGAGUCAGGGUGUCGUUUCUAAUGCUGGCAGGCUGCGUGCCCUUGCUAACGAGGCCGACGCUGUGGUCGACAGUGAGUCGGGUCGUGGGUGUCGUGUAAUUCAUGGAAAAUGCUUCGUCGUCGGGGAUAACAUAGAUACGGACCAGAUUAUCCCUGCUGAGUACCUUACUCUGGUACCAUCAAAACCUGAGGAGUACGAGAAGCUUGGCAGUUACGCUAUGAUUGGACUCCCUGCGCAAUGGGGCAAAUUCAUCGAAGAUGGAGCAAUGAAGACCGAGUACAAGGUCAUUAUUGGUGGUGGCAAUUUUGGAUGCGGGUCCUCCAGGGAGCAUGCCCCAGUGGCCUUGGGUGCUGCCGGUUGUCGUGCUGUGGUUGCCGAAUCUUAUGCAAGGAUUUUUUUCCGGAAUUCAGUAGCUACAGGGGAGCUGUACCCAGUUGAGACCAAUGGGAAGAUUUGGGAAGAGAACCACACUGGAGAUAUUGUGACCUUGGAUAUGGAUAAUGAUGUUUUGGUGAAUCACAGCACUGGAAAGCAAUACCACUUAAAGCCUAUUGGCGAAGCGGGACCAGUAAUCGAUGCCGGUGGCAUCUUCUCUUAUGCGAGAAGUACUGGCAUGAUUGCAUCGACAGCACAGUAGGUGCUUACAUUCGAGUAAUUUGAAGUGUGCCUCACCUUUGGCUUCAUCUGAUUGCACCAGUAGUUAUCUUUAGUCCUCAUGCUUCUGUCGUAUAAGCUCGACUAAAAUUUUGGAUUCGCGUUUAAUAUUUGAGUUCGUUUAAUGCUGAAGUUGUUUAGAGAUGGUGGUUUACAAGGAUCAUACGUUGUUAAGAAUCCCUUUCCUCUAACAAGAGGCAUAUGACGGAUCUUUUGAGUUCAAGUUUCACCCGCAUCCUAUUCUGGAGCAUAGUUCGCUUUCACCGAAAAAAGUUAUUGCGGUUCUGGAUUUUUAAAUAUAUAGUUCAGGACUGUUGCACUUAU